AUGGCUAAUGAUUGGGAUGCAAGUGCGAUUUCGGCUGUAGCCGCUUUGAUCGUCGCACUCUUCGCACUCCUAGUCGCUGCUGCACAGGCACUACAGCACUACUUGAUCACUGGUCAGCUCAUCCGUCUUUGCGAUAGUGUCGUGUUUGGUCCUUUGCCAGGUCAGGGCUAUCGCGUUUGGCAGUUCUCCCAGUUCCGCUUCCGAGUGCUCUACUCUAUCCCUCAGAUUAAUCUCGAGGCCGAUCUGUGGCCAACGGAGAGCCCGCAUAUUAAGUCUUACGCUACCGGGGAGGAGAUGCUGCCUGAUCUCCAACCAGAUUCGCUAGUUGACUACUCGGCUUCAAGCUCCUCAAUUGAAAUUGUGUACAGUCAUAGAAGACAUGUCAACAGGAUGGGUACGGGAUUAAGAGGCUCACGGACGCGCAGUGAAUCUUCGAGUUUCUCAGAACGCUCCCGCUUCACUUAUUGGGAUUCUUUACGACUUUGGCUGCGUCGCAAUCUCGCAAGGAUACGAUUGGUAAACCCACCAGCGAGCACCGACUCUUGUAGUUCUUCAAAUAAUUCUGACUACACUUCUUGGGAAUUUCUGGGUAUUUGGAUGCGUCGCAAUUUUGAGAGAGCCCGCUCAAUCAUACCGCCGACUAAAAACAAACAGCCAGCCUCUAUAUCUAAUGACGCAUCCGUGGGCGAGGCGUCCUGGGUCUCCUUCUGCAAAGCCAUCAACGCGUCUUGUGGGGGGUCAGUGAGAUACCGUUCUGUCACUUACGACGCCGACCGAUGUCCCUCUGAUCUCGUAACGGCGCCGAUGCAUGUUUCCAUGAGGGACAUUGCCGUCAUGGGAUUGACAGCGGGUAUGAAGAUCACAGACUGUUCAUUCAAGGAAAAGUCCCUCUCGAUGCAAGGCGCUAUCGGCACGAUUACUAGCUCCAACCAUCCGAUUCUUGGACCGAUACUCCAUUUCACGCCUAGAGCUAUCAGUUCACCCUUACCUCGAUCGCUGACUCCAUGGGGUGAAGAUGAUAGAGGCAUCGUGAAUGCCUUUUGGCUGUCUCGGACAUGGGAUGUCUGUACUGUUGGAAAAGUCUAUUUUGACUCUUUAAAGAGACGUACGACUCGACGGCUUGACGAUCGAUGGACUAGUUAUCAAGAUCCCGGCCAUUAUCAGAGGAGUCAGGGACACAAAAGACCGUUUAAUAUGGCAGGAAUUGUUCCAGUGGACACUGAUCAACGUCAAAGCCGAAGGAAAAAGAAGACCAAAGUCAAGACACCAGGCAGGACAAAGCCUACUGGGUCCGUGUCUGUAGGCCGCCGGUCGCAGGACGGAAAUUGGCACAUCAUAGAGCCGCGUCCGAAUGCUCAAGCAGCUGCCACAGAGGACAUCGGGGACAAGGAGAAGGAAAAAGAUUUGGGGGGAACUGGCGAAGGAGAUGAACCACAGGCGCCACCAGUGCAUCAAUCUGCGUCGGCCACGAAACUUGACUCCUCCGGUGAGCGGGCUACAUCUCCUGCAGAAGAAUCAUCCCAGCAGGUCUCCAGAGACGACUCAGCCUCACAACAGGCCCAGGAAACUGGUCAGGGUCCAGUCAAAGAAAAGGCGCUCGAAAGCCACUUAGAAAAAUCCGACAACCCAGCUCAAAACGAAGCAAAACGAAAGGGACAAAGUGAUGAUAUCCCAGCAGCACCUGUUGCCGAACAAUUUGUACAUGACCACCAACAAAAAGAAAGAACAGCACUUGAAACGGAUCAAGGUGGAGGUCAAUCUCAAAGUACCUCGUUAAAGCCUGACGAACAGAGUUCAGGUCCUCCCGAGAUUAGUGUAAGGGGCUCCCUGUCCAUGUUUGCAAGGCCAGUGCCUCGUCUCCUUCUGACGCAGACACCACACUGGGAUACAUUGCCAGAGGAAAGCCUACAAGGCGAGGGUCACCGAGAACCAGAUAUACACCAACCUCGGAGGAGAGCCACAGUCGAAGACGUACCAGACAGUGGCGAUGAAGUAGCGUCUGAGCCUGGAAGACCGUUCGGUCCAGAAAGCCAUGACCGAGGCCUUGCGGCCAAGAAGAGACAGGAGAGGAGGAACAAGCGCAGCCGAAAGAUUCAGAAGGACAAGGCUAUCGUCGAGGAGUCGUGGGCCAGUGAUACCAGAUCUCAAUUUCUUUUGACGUAUCCAGAAGAGGGACCAGGCUCAGAGCCAACGCCGAAAACAAAAGAGGACAAGGCUCACGCAAGAGAAGCAGAACGACGUCGCAGGCGUGAAGAGAGAGAGAUAGAACGCGACAGACGAAAUAGAUCGCGAGGGAACGUUGUUUCUCUCAACCGGAUGGACAUGUAUUGGUUCUGUCAAGUGGACAUCUACCAGGGCUUCUGGGCUACACCGUGGCGAUCCGACGCACCUCUUGAUACAUCGCUAGUAGGCGCCGUCACUGUCAUUCUGGAAGCGUUGCUAGGAUUUCUGGAAGAAAAUGUCAGCUUAGUUUACUGCAGACCAAUCCGCUUCCACACAACUCGAGAAUGGAUUACAUACGGCGGCAUAUCAUACCCGGCGUACGCAAGUAAUGCCCGUGGCGGCGUUAUUGCUAGAGGUUCAUACAAGGGUGUUCGAGUCCCAGCGUUUCAGUACACUGUUCCGGCGCUCGAACUGCUGUAUUCAUACGAGUGGCAAGUAUCAAGCUACCUACACGAUCAAGAGCGCUACUGCGAAGACCUCAAUAUUGAAUUGAUGCGAAUCGACGCAUGGUUAUCAUACGUCGGUCGCACAGAACGAAUUGCAAAUGGACCCACAGAUCUGUUGAAGGGAGCGCCGGCGCUUGUGCAGUUGCUGCAGGCUGACUUUGAAGUGGAUUUCAUGAACAUUGACCUCUCAGCUAAAGAGGGUGGUCAUCAGGACAUACAGGGGUUAGCUGACAAUGUGAUGGAUUUUCUUACGGACGAGGAGCUUGAUGAGGCUGAGCAACUGUAUAUACUCGUGGCUUUGCUUCGUGCCGUCAAGGUCUGUCAGUGCGUCUUGGCUGGGUCGAAUACCCGUGAGAUGGAGGAGAUUCUAAUGAAGGAUGUUCAGGCACAUCUUGUUUGA
Molecule: messenger RNA, 3069 nt
Organism: Fusarium fujikuroi IMI 58289
Lineage: Eukaryota; Fungi; Ascomycota; Sordariomycetes; Hypocreales; Nectriaceae
Exons: 1
Coding region: 1-3069 (1022 amino acids)
Source: RefSeq, a predicted model, not a curated record